AUGCCGCCAUCAUGGCCGAUCGGAAUCGUGCUGUGCCAGCCGCCAGCCGACAUUCUGGAUCCCUCUGAGAUGAAUUCUAAAGAGAUCAGGGCCAUAGAGGACGCUUGGGACAUUGGGCCUGAACUCUCGCACGGUCGGGAGACGACAGUCCAUAACCUUGCUCGGCUUCCCGACUACGUGCAAGUGCGCAAGAGGAAGUGGCUGCAAGGAAUCUUCCUGGAGGAAAAGAUGAGGCAGGCGUCCCUUAAGAAAGACGUACAUAAGGCGGAAAGGAGAUUGGUGUACAAGACCUUGAACGUGCAGGAGGGCUGUUCGAAGGAGGAGGUGCAAAAGGCCUACAGGAAGCUCUCGGCCAAGUAUCACCCGGACAAGCAAUCCGUGUCGAAGGUGCCAUCUGAGCAAGCCUUCAAGAGGUUGACGCAUCUUUACCAGAAGAUCAAGGAAGAUUUCACUGUUGAGGAGGUAGACUUUGGAGACUCCGACAGCGUCACCCGCCAGGAGACCGGUUGCACCUCUGAGACGUCGUCGAACGAUGGGCCCUCCAGCAGUCGGGACGAGGCCGAAGCAAGCUCUGAGUCGCGGCUACAGCUACAGGAACACUAUGCCGAUCUCUUAGAGGCCUGCAGGAUACUUCCUUGCAAUAUCGUCAACUUACAAGCUGAGCUACAUGCCCUUCUUUUUGCCAUCCCGGAUCUCAAUAGUGCGGGGCAUGAGAACUGCGUUUGUUUGCAGUAUCCGCACGGGAGAGCGAGACUGGAGCCAGGUUGGAGCCACGUUGAAUGUGGGCCGACCCUUGUGGAUAUGAUCUGA
This is a messenger RNA of Symbiodinium necroappetens, 810 nucleotides long. Lineage: Eukaryota; Dinophyceae; Suessiales; Symbiodiniaceae. The record is from the annotation of a GenBank genome assembly.